This is a messenger RNA of Gymnodraco acuticeps, 6173 nucleotides long. It is a transcript of the gene cfap61, whose product is annotated as cilia and flagella associated protein 61. NCBI's taxonomy places the organism in Eukaryota, Metazoa, Chordata, Actinopteri, Perciformes, Bathydraconidae. Gene Ontology annotation, molecular function: oxidoreductase activity. The transcript has 25 exons. The record is from RefSeq and is a predicted model, not a curated record. Bases 136 to 3510 code for a protein of 1124 amino acids.
CGCAGUUUGUGUGAGCUAACGGCUAGCUUAGACUACAACAUAAAAUGUUCCGUUAACUUAACAGUUUAUCGAGUUAACUGCUAUGUUCACUUUCUAAUUUCAACUACAAGCUAUUGCAAGUGAGCCCAGGUGAAGAUGAGGACGAUAGCUUCCUCCAGCGGCCAGGAGGAAGCUGUGAAUGUCAGAAGGACGGAGUCAGCCGACGCUCAGGGGAUCAACGGCCUCAUCAGCCCUGAAGCUGGAGCAGUGUUUGGACGAGUCAACGUCAUCCAUCUGCUAGAGAAAGCCAAUCUGGCGGUGACUCUGGCCAAUGAGAGGGAGGAGAUCCUGGCUCACGCUUCCUUCUUCGAUCACCCUGUUGGAGACUUGGUGGAUCAGACUAGCUGGGAACCGUUCCUGCAGAAACACUUCAGCGCUGAAACAUGCACACCUUUGAACACACUCUUCCUCCACUUCUUCGUGGCAGACACAGAUUUCGCCACAGCAAGUGCAAAAGAAAUAUUAAGAGCUGUCUUUAACGCCGUCGCAGAGCUGGAAUACAUCCUUCUGCUCAGCCCGUACGCUGGUGUUUUAGAGGAGGCCCUGGAGGAGGUGUUUGAUCCUCUGCAGCGUCUGACUGACCUUGAGUGCUCAGCGUUCAUCUGCCACAGACAAGAGCACUGUCCGAAGCUUCUCAUCCGCCCCGCCAGGGUUGAAGACCAUGAUGAUUUGAUGCGUAUCUUUGUGGAUCAGACCAAAGUCCUGUCUGUCAUGGAGCAGCCGUACUUCCUGGCAGAACUGAUCCAGGAACAGAACGAGGAGAACCACUGCGCCGUCUGUGAGAGUGACGGACUUCCUGUCGGCUUCAUCAGUGUCACGUCUGAUGUAGAUUUGAAGCAGUUGCACGACAGCUUUGAUUUAAGUGAGCUGGACGGUUUGUACAAACUGGAUCAAAUAACAAAUGCUGAUCCUGCUGCUCCGCCUGAAUCAAGAGAAGACCCAGAAAACCCCCAAACAAAUCCUCAGGAGGAGACUCAAUUGACUGAAGCGGGGAAAUCCAGCGCCGUCUGUAUUCAGUUCUUCGUCAUUGACAAGAAUCACGAGACCAGAUCAGUGGACUUCAUUCCUUAUAUAUUCACAGUUUUCCCCGACGUGGACCUCUGCAUCAUCACCGUCCCGACUCUCUCCCCUGAGUUCCUGCUGCUGCAGAGCUUCAUCCGGCUGCCCCCCCGCUCCACCAACGCCUCGCCUCCCCGAGAAAUCUACGUCUUCCAACGCUCCGGACUCAGGAGUGUGGAGGUGAGGGCGGCUGUAGCUGCAGACCGUCCUGCUGUCUCUGAGCUGGUGAAGACUCUGAGUCUCAGAGAGUCUCUUCUUGAGGACCUGGACCGUUUCUACGAGACCCGCAGAGACAAAGAUGGCGUGCCGCUGCAGGCCUUCGUGUCCACGGUGCAGAGCGAGGUGGUCGGGAUCCUGAUCAUCAGAGACGAGCAGGACCUCCAGUACUUGUGUGCGCGCUACAACAUGGAGAGCUUCAUCUACUUCAGCCACCACCGGCUGGAGGAGCACGCUCACAUCCUGCACUUCGUCCUGGCGCCCUCCUUCCAGCGCUGCUGCAGACACUUGUUCAAAGAGUCCCUCCGGCUGGGGCACAAGUCCUGCCUCUUCCACAGACUCUACCCCCCUCACAUCAGCCCCAGGUGGAAUUCCUGCGUCCACCAUCUGGAUGUUCUGCUGGACUGUGCGGUUCCUGUGUGCCCGCGACGCCAGAUCGUCUUCCCGCUGGAGGAGCUUGGCAUCAACGCUCCUUCCCUUCAGAUCAGAGAGGAGCAGGCUCCGUUUGCCCUCAGCCUCAUCAGCAGGAAGUUGACCUUGGAGCCAAAGGUCACGGUUAACGCCCGGAUCGUUUUGGUGGGGGCGUCGGACACGGGGCUAUCUUUCCUGGAGGUGCUGUGUUUCUGCCCUCACCUCAGGUUCAACAGCCUGACACUGGUCUCCACGCACGGCCUCCUCAGCGACUUCGACCACGAGGACAUCGGGUUUCUCUCCACAAGUCAUGCGUACAGCAGCAGAGAUCUGUCCCGGGUGCCUCUGCACUCCUGCGUCAGCGUGGUGAGCGGGAAGAUGGUGGCCAUCAACAGGAAGUCCAAACACGUCCUGGUGUCCGGUGGAGUGACGGUGCCCUACGACCACCUGGUCCUCUGCACCGGCCUACAGUACCAGGCGCCUCGUCCUGCUGAAGUGAAUCAGCCCGACUCAAACCUCCAGCUGCCCUCCAACCUCUUCACCCUCAACGACCUCCACGACUGUAUGGCUGCCCGCCGCUGGCUGAGCGCCAACUUUGUGGAGCUGGAGGAUAACGCCAUCGUCUACGGAAACAGCAUCGACGUUUUCACCACCGUUGAGACUUUGCUCAGCCUCGGGAUUCUGGGUAAUCGUAUCCAUGUCGUCUUCACGCCUCCCGAGCCCGGCGUCUCCUGCUUCAGCGACCCGGAGGUGGAGAAAGCUGUGGCGACGGCCCUGAAGAAGGCCGAGGUUCAGGUCCACCAUCACUGCCUGCUGGCCCUCAUGAACAACGGAGACAACCCCAACCCCCUCACAUCUGUGACCUUCACUACAGACGCAGAGACCCUCAAUCUGCAGUGUGGGGUGUUCAUUAAUCUCUCCAAUAAAGCCGUGGACUCUGAGGCCUUCCGGAGCAUCAACGACUCCUUCCUGGUGUUCGACAGCAGACUCGUUAUAGACGCCACUUUCCACACCAGCGAUUCCUCCAUUUCUGCAGCCGGACCUCUCACCAAAUUCUCCCGCAGCUACUACUCCGACGAGUGGUCGAACGCAAACUUCAACUCUAAGGAGGUGGGCCGGGAUCUGGCGGCCAUGUUGCUGCGUCUCUUCGACCCCACGUUGGAGCCCGCGAUGGAAACUCCUCCAGAAACAGAGCGCCUCGUUCCGCUGUACGGACAGGCCAAGAUUCAAGGUGGGAAGCUUCCUGGAGGAUUCCACUUCCUGCAGGUCACUAAACCGUCUGCUACCCAGCUGACCGCUCCUCCUGUUCAAAAGUUGCAGGACAGCUGCUUGGUGACGGGGCGUGUGGAGACGGGGAACUACUUCUCGUUACACCUGGACAGCUACGAGCAGGUGGAGGCGCUCACCUGUCUCUCCCUGAAGCCCCUCCCCCUCUCCAACUACCUGAGUCUGUAUGGUAAACAGCAGCAGCUGCUGGGCCAGCUGAGCAGCUGCUACCGGCAGGGCCUGAUCCCAGACCUGCACAGUUUCUUCAGACAGAGCUGGUGCUUGGCCCUGUAUCACGACAGAUUCUCCGACUUCGAGCAGGAGCUUCAGCAGAUCACCUCGCACACAGUAAGUGGCGAUGUCUCGGGGCAGACGGUGCAGGGCGAUGUCUCUCCGCUCCUCCUUCAGGACAGGUCUCCAGCCGCUGAGGUCCGAGCGGCUGUGAGGAGCAGCGCCGUCAGGUAUCUGAGCUUCAACAGGAACCUGCUGCCCAUGUUCGCCGGCCCCGGACAGCUGUGACGCAUCAGCAACCACAUUAAAUACGUUUCAUUGUUUAACAUCAUAUUGUCUUUGAAACGGGACCCUGAACACACCGAGUGAAUCCUUACGGUCUUACGAACAUGCGCAAUACUUCCUUUCAUCAUAGAAGACAAUUCCUUACGGACAUUUUCAUUGUUUUAAUGUGUGUUAGCGUCUGGGUUUGGAAGGUAAACCAUACUCCGCUCACCUGACACCUCGUUGUUGCAUGUUCGAAACGCCUAAAAUCAUUUCUCUGUUAUCCAAUCGGUUCAAACCUCACUCUCAAGCAUCUGCAGUUUGUGCAAAACUCAUGAAGUAGUUUCAUUAAAUGUAGUUUAACUAAAUGUGCUUAAAGGGCCCAUGUCAUGCUUUUCCGGUUAUCACCGUCCCCUCGUGUUAUGAAGGUUUUUCUGCAGAGUCAAACCCCUCAAAGUGCACCCUGUAGCGAGUAGACCUCUAACACAGAGAAGACCUGUCUGUGCUGCCCCAGAACGCCUCGUUGGAGAUUCUCAUUUUCUCCUGGGUACAGUAACGUGUGAAGCACCCAGAGGCCACACCCUCUGCCAGCCUUUCACGAAACAAAGCUUCUCAAACCUUUCAGGACUCAUGCCGGAUGUUCAGCGUAGGGCACUGAAGAACGAUGCUGUUCCUACUUUGUUUGGACCAGCGGGAGAUUCGGGUACACAACCUGUAAGUAUUCAUUGUUGUUUGUGUAUUUAUGAUGUUUAAAACAAACAAGGUAUCUAUCACGACUGUUUCAAUGGGUAAACGUUUUUCGGGCUGCUACGUUGGGAUGGCGGAGGAAUGCUCUCCGCAGACCCAUUCUCACAGCGUUAUAAACCUUGUUCUUCCUCAAUAUCAAGCCACACUUAUUGUGUUUACUUCGGCUGUGAGUGUUUGUGUGCUCAGGAUGAGUUUAGCUUGUUCUCGCUGCAUCGCCGACACGGAAGCCUGUCCGCUCCUCGCAGCAACGAGCCUUGCAACGUCUCGACCAAUCAGAGCACAGUGGGCUCACAGGGAGGAGGAGGGGGGGCAGGAGCUCCAACAAGGCGUGUAGCACAGAGAGUGAAUGCACAGACUAUCAGAGAUGCUGUGAGAAACCACUGUGAGUUUGGAACAUUGAACAAAGUGAAUCUAUUCUAGUCGACCUCAACGAUGGAACUAUGAUGAGUAGAAAUGACAUGGGACCUUUAAAGUGAUGUUUCGUGAGUCUGUUGGGUUUGUAGAAUACGAGUUUGCAAACGUAUAACAUCUGGAAGUGUGGAGUUGCUCAUUUGGCUCCAGGCUGAAGGGAGUGAGAGAAACUCCCUCUGAAGGACACACAGGGGCCGUUUCUCAAUGUGGAGUAAGCAUGCUGCAGAGCCACUAUUUCAAGUAUACUAGGUCAUCGAGUGGCGCCGAAGGACUGUUUGAAUGCCCAGCAUUCGGCUCCACUCGAUGACCUAGUAUACUUGAAAUAGUGGCUCCGCAGCAGUUGCACUCCACAUUGAGGAACGGCCAGGGAUUUGAGCCUUUGCAGACCAUUUACAUGCACUAAAACAUGCAGAACGCAUACAGCGAGGGGGACACCACAAAAAGCUACAAUUAUUUUCUAGAGUAAUUGGUUCAUAGUUGCUUCUAUAAAAAGGCAGAGAUGAUUUCAGUCUGAAACCCAAAGAGCUUAAAGUCACGUGAAAUAAGCAAAAAGCAGUAAUAUGUGAUUACGAUGAAUCCCUAACCCUUAAUGAUAUCGUUGGUGAUCGUAUGUCUGCUAAUGUUCUAAUGAUUACAGUGGUGUUGAAAGCAAAGCAGCAACGUUACAAGAAUAAUUCCUUGAAGAAAAGUCACUUAACUGUAAAGUAAGUAUUCCUUAUUUACUAAUCAAGAUAAUACCGUUUUUAAGGGACUUUUGAAGCUACUGAAAAGUGUUUGUAUGAAUGUAAUGUUACCUGUAAACACUUCACACUGAGUGACUUUAAGUCCUUUAAAUGUGUACCUUAAUUUGACUUCUCCAGGACAUUUGUCUCGUGCAAACUUCAGUCGUUCUUCCCCUCCGUAGACGAGCACCUGAUAAAUGGUCUCUAACUGACAUGAGCUGCAGUUUGAAGGGAAGGAGGGUUUGAACGCUUGUUUCCACAGACCUCUCCUCCACAAUGUGCCAACUGUAACUGUGACUCUGCAGCAGCGUGACCAAUCACAGGCUGCACAUGAAGGCAUUAUGGGGGAGGAGAAGAGGGGACAAAAUGGGAGGAGAGGGUGGGGGGUGUCACUCUACAGCUGUAUGUUAAUGAGGCUGAAAAAUAACCGCACACACAACAACAUAUGUCCGCAGCUAAACAACCUGCAGCCUGCUGGUGUUCAUACUACAGGAAUCAGGCCUUUAUAUUUACAUAAUGCAGAUUACACUGAAUUCCUCCGCUGUCACCAUCGAGCGGACGCUGUCACUCCACAGACAAGAUGCAACGUCCUUCCUUUAUGUCUGCAAUGCAGUCAGUGUUAUUGACUCGGUGUGACUCUAACGCACUUUCAUUCUAAUAAUGCUGCUUUUUAAGUUAUAAAGAAGCCGUUUGUGUUGAUUAUAAUAUUCAAAUGACUUCUUCUGUAGUUGUGAGUUAUUAGACAUCUGAUGGUUUACUUUGUGUCUGUUCAAGCUGCAUUAUGAGGUUUCAAGAACAUCAACAUGU